AUGGACCGCGGGAGCCGAGAAGCCAACUGGACAUCCGCUCAGCAGCAUCUGUGGCUGGGACUGGCGACUAAUGCGUCGGGCGGUUAUUCGACUACCCGAGCGGACAGCCUGGCGAGCGUGAGUCCGGUUACGGUGACGGGAGACGCGGCGAUGGGAGCACCGGAGUUCGCCGCGUCCGUGAGAGCCUACCGGGACUUCACCACCGCCGUACAGGUCCUGAUUCUGCUGGGGUCUCUACUCGGAAACGCCGCCGUCCUGUGGUGCACCUGCUCCACCAACGUGUUCCGGUCGGUGACAAAGCGCUUUGUGCAGAGUCUGGCCAGUGCGGGGGUGGGGGCCUCCCUGGUCUGCGUGCCCUUUGACCUGGCCCUGGGUUCGAGUCCCCUCUGCUGCUGGUGGAUCCACACCAUCGUGGUCUGCAAGUCUUUCAAGUUCCUCCACAGGCUCUUCUGCUCCGUCACUGUGCUCUGCUUCAGCGCCAUCGCCCUGGACAGAUACUACUCAGUGCUGUUCCCUCUGGAGAGAAAGAUCUCGGACUCUCGCUCUCGGGACCUGGUCAUCUACAUCUGGGUCCACGCCACGGUCGUUAGCCUUCCCGCCUUAGCCCUCACCAACGUCACCGAUGUCUACGCCAGCUCCUCCUGCUCGGACGACCCCUCCCACUCCACGGCUCACCUGGUCUACGUCCUGCUCUACUCCCUCACCACGCUGGUCCUGCCUCUCGCCCUGGUCCUUCUCUUCAUGCUCCUCAUCCGCCGAGCUCUGAGCGCGAGCCAGAAGAAGAAAGUCAUCAUCGCGGCGCUCAGGACUCCACAGAGCAGCAUCUCUAUCCCGUCGGCGCGACACAGCUGGUGGGACUUACUCACCAGGAUCCACCGCAGAUACAGCCGCCGGAACGUGGUGACGACCGGAAUGCUGGGAUCGUUAGGCGGAGAAGGCGGGAUCAUAGGAGAACCGGCUGGACUAGAAGCAGCUGGGAGAUCCGGGAGCCAGCUCUUGGAAAUGUUCAAUAUAGGACAACAGCAGAUCUUCAGACCAGACGAUGAAGAGGAGGAUGUAGAGCACGGAUUGGAAGCUUCGUCUGUGGCUAAAGACAAAACCAGGAGCGAGAGGAGCUCAGAGGAUUUACCCACAAAGGACCAAGCACUUGUGAAAACCAAGAAUCAUCCCGGGCCUCUCUCCGCUCUGCCGGUUUGUUCCUCUCCUGGACACAUCUGUGCGUAUACUUCUUCCUCUCAGGUGGCUCCUGCAACACCAGCCACGCCCACAGAACCAGAGGACGAGACUCAGUGUGGGUUUGGUCCCUUUGAGCUGCCCCCACAGUGGUUACCAGAAACCAGGAACAGUAAGAAGAGACUGCUGCCUCCUCUGGGAAACACACCAGAGGAGCUGAUCCAGACCAAACUGCCCAGACCCAAAACAGAGCGAAGGAUCAGCCGCAACAACAAAGUCAGCACCAUACCAGCGGUGGAUCCCUGA
Knipowitschia caucasica is the source of this 1479-nucleotide messenger RNA. The record is from the annotation of a GenBank genome assembly. NCBI's taxonomy places the organism in Eukaryota, Metazoa, Chordata, Actinopteri, Gobiiformes, Gobiidae.